Molecule: messenger RNA, 1582 nt
Organism: Ruditapes philippinarum (Manila clam)
Lineage: Eukaryota; Metazoa; Mollusca; Bivalvia; Venerida; Veneridae
Product: C-type lectin domain family 12 member B-like
Exons: 2
Coding region: 164-850 (228 amino acids)
Source: RefSeq, a predicted model, not a curated record
GGAGAGACAGGGGAUUUGAUAUCAAAGAAAAAAGAAUUGGUGGUGUAGAAAACACGAAUAAGUAUAGUUGAAACACGAAUAAAUUCUGAACAACGAACUGGCAAAAUCAUUGCAACAAAACUUCGAGGAGCUUAAUAAUUCUGUGUUAAUUUUCAAGGAUCAAAUGUGUCCCAUAAUGGACCAACAGACAGAAACAGAGAAGCAGGCUAAUUCUCCAAAACGUGUUGAAAUUCUAAAGUCAAGCCGAAUAAUAGUGUCGUUAGGACUUAAUAAGGAAAAACAAUGGACAAGAGAUCAAGUGGAAAAACUUGCAGGUCUAGUGCAUGAACAAACUGAUCUGCUAAAUAGGAUUUUCUCGGAGCUUAAAAACGAACUCAAAGUUGAAAAAGAAGAAUUGGAAAGCAAUCUAGAAAUAAUCACAAAUAAUGUUAAAGAUAUCAAGGAAGUGUCUGCAAAAAUUGAUGACAAAUUCCAAACAAAACUGAGCAAAGUGGACGAAAUAAUCACAAAUAAUGUUAAAGAUAUUAACGAAGUGUCUCUAAAGAGUGACACCACAGAGAAGUUGAUAAGUGCCCAGCAGAGAGAAAUAGAAGCUUUAAAAGAAACUCAAGCUAAACUUUUAAAUGCUUUAAUUUCUAGAAAAUUGGUAAAUUAUUAUACAUGUCCAUCGGACUGGACAAAAUAUUCAUCGUAUUGUUAUUUGUAUGUUGAUGAGAGGAAAACGUUCAGUGAAGCUCGUGCCCAUUGUAAGCGUCUAGGAGCAACCUUGUCUGACAUUGAAAAUGAAGCAGAGAAUACUUUUAUCGGUGGGUUAGCACGUUAUUGGGGAUGUGUGGAUCGGUUAUUCUGACGAGAAGGAGGAGGGUACUUGGAUAUCAGAAAGAACUGGUCAACCUGCAACAUACACAAAUUUUGAUGGUCAGCCCAAUGGAGGUACUCGUGAGAAUUGUGUUGAGAUCAAUUACCCCUCGCGUCUAUGGUAUGACAGGCCAUGUUACACAAGAUACCAAUUUAUUUGUAAAAAAGAUGCCAAGAUAGAUGUAAAGUGGACAUCCGUGUAAUUAUAUGUUUGAUUCAAGGCUUAAUGAACCUUUUGGUAAUUUAAAUGCUUGUUUUGUUUACAAUAUUGUAUAAUUAUAAAUUGUAUGACUGAAUUAUAAUGCCAGUUUAUAUCAUUGUUAAAUUUUAACUUGUAAUACUUCAUCUUUGUUCAUUCAUUUUCAGUCCAUGAUAAUUUUCAAUUAUAUUUCUCUUUGAUUUGUAGUGAGAAAACCUUUCUCAUUUUCUACCGUUCGUAUUUUUAAAACAGCUGAAGUAUUUAAUGACAUGUACAUGUAUAGGUUUUAUCAAUAAAUGAAUCCGGAUGGAUAACGUUAAAAUUUCAUUUAACAAGGCCUGUGUUUGCUGGCAGCUCAUUCCGCUUUUCUCAGUGCUUAAUAUGCAAGUAAAAGCAACGUGGAAAAGGGGAUAAUUCUGCAAUGUAUGCAUGCAUUUAUUUUUUUGAAUGUAUAUUGUCAAGUUAAAAAAAACCCAACUCAUUUGUUACACGCUAAAAAUUUAUGGAAAUAAAGAUAUAAAAUGA